Limanda limanda (common dab) is the source of this 3278-nucleotide messenger RNA. RefSeq names its product UBAP1-MVB12-associated (UMA) domain containing 1 (gene umad1). The record is from RefSeq and is a predicted model, not a curated record. NCBI's taxonomy places the organism in Eukaryota, Metazoa, Chordata, Actinopteri, Pleuronectiformes, Pleuronectidae. Bases 369 to 812 code for a protein of 147 amino acids. The transcript is spliced from 4 exons.
GCAAGAGUGCAGCGGAACUGAAUGUGGUAGUCAAGAGUUUCUACACGAAAGAGCACACUAUAGAGACCUCAGUGACGUCAAUAGCAGAUCAUAACAACAUGGAUGGUUCGCACUGAAGCAGUUCAGGCAGCAAAGCAUAUUCAGUGACGGUAAAACAUUCGUCGCUGAGCUGAAAGUAGCCGAAUUAAUCCAAACUCAACGGAACUAAAACGUUAUGGAACCGUGAACUGAUUUCAUUGUAACCCGAACUGAAUCCUACGGUACAACGACAUCUGUUAAUUCACUUUCGUUUCUUGACUUUGGACGAACACAGUUUUGUUGUGACUGCUAAAAGAAGACAUUUAAUCCAGGAACAAAAGGGAGUCGUCAUGUUCAGUUUCCUCGGACUACGAAAAGAUGGGAAGAAGUCAACAUCCGAGAAGGAGGCAGAUGGAGGCUUUGUCAUCAUCGGAGAAACAGCUGAAGAACAGAGGAGGAAGAUGCAGACCACAAACGCCACAUAUCCAUCAACAAACGUCAUAGUGCAGCCAUCAAAGUCAUCCUACGUGCCUUCAGCUCAACAUGACAACAUAGAGCUCCAUAAACCUUUACCCACAAUAGGGCAAGUACCAGGGCCCUCAGCAGCGGAAACUGCUUCGACUCUUCCAGAUGUCCUCGGAGACGUCCCCUUCACUUUGGCUCCUCAUGUCCUGUCUAUGCAGGCAGGAUUUCAGCUGAUUCCUGAUGUGCUGCUGUCCCGGGACAUUAACUACAACCUGGCUAAUUUUCACUACGACUUCACUUUAGAGAACUCAGUGCUCCAUAAUGCCUAGUUUGAUUGAAUGUUUAUAUCAGGGGCCGUCGGAAUUAGUUCACAAGGUGGGGAACUAUAUGAGAAGUUACAGCUCCAAAUCUUAUUGAAUAAGCAAAUGGGAUUCUGUAGAGUUAUGAGUAGUAAAACUCUCACCAAAAUGACAUAAAAAACCCUAAAGUUGUCAAUUUUACAGCAUUGAACUUAUAUAAAUGACAAGGUCUAACUGAAUUACUUUGUCCCAACAGAAUGGCUUUGUUCCCUGUUGUGUUGCUCAGUGUGAAUACAAGGAGUAAAGUGUGUUAUAAUGAUAUUGUCUAACUGAACGGAAUAGUUAUGGAUUAUGACAAAUUGGGUCAAUAACAUUUUACUUACCAAGACAUUUGCUGAGUUCUGGGGACAAUGAUGCAAACAAACACACCUGAAAUGUUGGUGUCAAUCUGACAUCGCUCACAAAUACUGUAUGUAAAACAGGUCAAAUUUGAACCAAGAAGUUGGCCAACAAACCAUGAUGGGUAGUUUACCAAAGAUACUCCUGGUAAUAGUUUUACCGUCCCCUUUUCAAUUAGCCUAUCUACUCAUUAGAUAACUUUUGGGGUAGAUUAUUAUCAAUUAAUGUACAAAGUCAUAUUCCCCUCUAAUGUGUAGCUGGGUAUCUCAAUCUUUCAUUUUUUAUUUAUUUCAAGAGGAUUAAAAGAGCUGUAACCAAUAUGUGGUAUCAGCUUGACAAGGUAGUGGUCGUAAACAAUGAUCGUUUAUGAAAAGGACUAUGGAUCUCCACAAGUAAAAAAGAAAUUAAGCCAAAAUGUCCCGGUAAUGGACACUGCUAUCUUGUUCUGGUGACAUAAUUUGGUGAAACUGUAGUCUAAAGGUGAUACAUGUGCUUGGCCAAUCAUGAGUCAGUCUCAUCUAUCAAUUAUGACAUUUCACCCUGUUUUUAAAGCAUCAAAUAACUAAUUAAGACCAAAUUUAUCAGAAACAUGGAUGUUGAGCAAACAUCAGUGUGAUAAGAACUACUUAAAAAAACAGACGAUAUUUGUAAAAGAAUUGUUUGAGGUGUCCAUGUCCUUUCUACUAAUAUGGAUGGAGCUGGGGUUAUUACCUACAUUGCAGCCAGCCUACAGUUGGCGAUAGAUAUGAUUUGGCAUCACUUAAGGGAACUGUCGAGUUGUCCUUCUCUGUCCACAAAGUUCAAAAGCUAUGAGAAAAAGCCUGUUUUAUUUGAGCUCAUUUGAGGCUGAGGCCCCUGGAUGAUGAAGCAAUAGCAACUAUUCAAAGCCUGGCACUUGGACAACUCUCUAUUAGAGUCACUGGAUAGAAACAUCUACUUCAGAGGAUUGUCUAAAUGAAAAGUGAAAAUGUAUAGUUAGACAAUUUUUUUACUAACUUCAGUUCACUGUGUCUUCUGUCAUAAUUUAAAAUGAUGCCAUUGCCUUUUAUAUAUUUGACAUCAUGUGAGGUUGCAACUCAACAAUUGAUAUUUUUAGUGUUUUACAGCUGCCAAUGGCCUCCAUGUCCUUAUUUUUCCUUCAUGAAUAUGGCCUUCCUUUUGACCCAUCAUAUUUUUCUACCAUGAUUACGAGAUUGCAUUAUCUGCAUUUUCCUCUAUUUCAUUUGAUGUGUUAAUGGGAAGUCACUUGCUGUUCGUGUUUUAAGCACAGAACAAGGCUCAAGAGGUGCAGGUGUUCCCACGCGUCAUUUGAAAUCCUUGAACCUUUGUCAAUUUGCAAAGAAAAAUCCAGUCCUAAUUUUGAAAAUAGACAAAUAGUCGUGAGUCAUUGGAAAUGUUUGAAUCUAUACAUUUGUCAAAAUAGGAAUUUAAGGUUUUCAAAUGUAAUUUUAUUUAACUAUUAAAUAGACUUUGUGCCACUCUCUGCACGUGUCCCCAUCGUCUUUCAGCUCUUCAACUCAUUGAUUAGUCUCUAUUGUGCUCAACUGACAUGAUAAGUGCGAUAAGUUGUGCUGUGUUAGAGUUUAUAUUUGAGAGUUUGUGGUAGAAUGAAUAAAUCAUAGCUAUCUUUUUUGCUUUGUUGAUACAUGCUGUAAAAAUACAAGGUUUUCAGUGAAUCAUUCAUCCAUCAGUAGUUUUUACUUUGAGUACUGUUGUCUUAGAUAUAUGCGUACCUUCUGCUUUGAACCAUGAUCUCAGCACAGAGUACAUGAAGCUGGAUGGACUGACAUCUUUUUUACCUUUGUAUUGUCCUUUGUUCUGGCUUAGAGAAACAUGUUUGAGAAACAUGAGCUUUUGAACUCAGCACAGCAAUACUGUGUUUACCUCUAAGUUCUUUAUAAAUGAUCAAACUGGGUCUCUUAAAACCUGAUGUGCCUUUAAUAAGCAGCCCAUACCAUUCAGAUUGUACCUUUCCCUCUCACUAAUAUGUCACUAAAAUCAGUUCAUGCUGGUUUGGUGUUCUCCUGGUUGUAACUGUGGAAGACAACUUACUUUACAAAUAAAUUUGAAGAAGGGUGUGGUGUGUUUUAUCAUCAA